UGAAAUAAGCAAGGGCUUUAACUAUAAAAUCGAAAGCCCACAAUGCCAUCAAAUUCAGUAGAAGUUUAAUUUUUGCUAUGCAAUAUUUAUUGCUUAUUGUUCUUUUGUAUGGAUUAUCAGGAAAUUAUUGGCAAGUGUUUGGGUUUGGUUUUGGACCAUUUGCCCCAUCACCAUUUUGUCCAUCGCCAUAUUAUGUAGUUGCACCAUCGUAUUCGGUCUAUCCAGCUUAUCCUCCGCCACCUUUGGGAUUUUUUGACGCUAUACUCCAGACGAUAUUUGCGAAGAAGGGCAAAUCCUAUCCUCCGCCAUUUGGUUAUCCACCACCACCACCACCGUUAUACUAUCCUCCUCCUCCUCCACCACCAGUGUACUAUCCACCACCUCCGCCACCGCCACCAGCACAGCUUCCGAGCAUACAAGACCAAAUUAUUAAAGUACAUAUUACUAAAGAUUAUGGAGAUGAGGAAGGAGAUCAUCAUCAUCAUCACCAUCAUCAUGAUCAUGGGCAUAAUUCGGAUUACAAUAAUUGGGACUAAGCUCGAAAUUUGUAUUCUAAAAUUUGUUUGAUUUUUUUAUAAUUAUUUAAGUUUUCCAAGAACAAAAAUUUGUAAAAGAAGAAUAAUAGAAACCAGUUUCCAGUUCGGUAUUGACAUUUUGGCAGUUAUUUCAAAUUUACACAAAAGGCUGAUCAACCAAAAAUGCUAUAAGAAUAUGUCAAGUUGACGCAUGCUUAACAAAAGGCCUGCGUUAAGAUUAAAACAUCUUCAUUUUGAACAUUGAAACCAAACCGGACCGUACCGGACAUACAAAAAAAUCAAAACAAGAAAUCGGAACAAGGGAUGGUGAACAAGUUAAAAAUGGACAGUACCGUACAAAUACUUUACACAAAUAUUUUGAAAUAACAGAAGAUUUUUAAAUAAAUGGUGGUGGUUUAAAAUGAUUUUUAUUGUAAAGAAAGAAACUUACACAAAAAUAAAAAUACUUGAAAAAUUAUCAAU
Molecule: messenger RNA, 998 nt
Organism: Eupeodes corollae
Lineage: Eukaryota; Metazoa; Arthropoda; Insecta; Diptera; Syrphidae
Product: nematocyst expressed protein 4-like
Exons: 3
Coding region: 78-536 (152 amino acids)
Source: RefSeq, a predicted model, not a curated record